Messenger RNA from Haliotis rufescens (red abalone), 1276 nucleotides. RefSeq lists its product as uncharacterized. The coding region runs from base 38 to 1018 and encodes 326 amino acids. Gene Ontology annotation, molecular function: growth factor activity. The record is from RefSeq and is a predicted model, not a curated record. NCBI's taxonomy places the organism in Eukaryota, Metazoa, Mollusca, Gastropoda, Lepetellida, Haliotidae. The transcript has 4 exons.
GACAAAUCAUAUUGUAACCGCUUUGCACUCUUAUGAAAUGGCCAAGGUUAUUCCAAAAUCAAAACGUGAGAAGAACUGCGUGACCAUGGAGCUUUGGUACCUGGCACUGAUGCUUGUAGCUGCUUGUGUCCAUGUUCACGCGGAGACUGGGGAUGAUUCCUCCUGCUCUUAUGAGGAUGCCGGCGAAUGGUCCGCGUGUUAUCCAAGAACUAAACAGCAGACCAUGGCCCAGUUUCUAGUUGAUGGAGAAGACUCCUGUCCACAGACGAAAACCAUAACCAAACCAUGCACACCUGAAGAAGAUCCUGUAGUGGAUUCCUCCUGCUCUUAUGAGGAUGCCGGCGAAUGGUCCGCGUGUUAUCCAAGAACUAAACAGCAGACCAUGGCCCAGUUUUUGGUUGAUGGAGAAGACUCCUGUCCACAGACGAAAACUAUAACCAAACCAUGCACACCAGAAGAGACUGACGCAACAUCAGAAGAGGAACCAAAUGAAGAUGAUGAAAAUGCUAGUAGUGAUGAAGAUGAUGAAGAUCCAGGAGAGUAUAGUGGGGCAAGAGGCAGGAAGCACAAACGGGGGUAUGGACGUGGACAUGCCAGGACUGAUGUUGAUGAUGAAGAUGAUGAAGAACCUAGAGAGCACAGAGGGACAAGACGGCGAGGAAUGAAUGUGAUCAUGAUGAGGACUGCACAUGCUCAGAGAGUGCAAGGGGGCCAUGAACGUAAGGUACAUGGACAUCGGAUACAGGACGGAGGUCACUGGCAUAAGCGACCGGAAGGCCAUGGACAAUGGGGACUAGGAAGACGUCAACAUAACAUGCAAGCAAAGACCUUUUUGAUCACACCUCAUCGCGUAGCAAGGAAACACUCAGUUGUAGAAGGCAGGGAGAAACAAGAACGACGACAACGAACGCAUCAUCGGAGCAAUAUCUUCGCACAACUUAGACAGAGAUAUCGCGGACAACAUGGCAGCCAUCGAUAUAGUGGUGGUGGAUUUCGUAAACGCUAUGUAGGACGUUGAGACAUGUCGACACCCCACAUGCUAAUCUUUCACGACCUUGCACCUGCAGAUACAGUCACUUUGAACCAAUAACCAAUCACUCACCAGAGAAAAUUACAUGAAUAGAUUAUAGGUAAAUAUAAUUUUAAUUCCAAGAAAUUUACAUUUGAAAUGAAAAGUUGUCAUUAGUAAGAAGAAUUCGUUAUGUAAUCAUUGAAGCCAAUGCAAUGAGGGUCAUGUGGACGGCUAAGCAAUAAUAAAGUCAAGAGUCGGCACAGA